Messenger RNA from Folsomia candida, 2092 nucleotides. RefSeq lists its product as uncharacterized. Lineage: Eukaryota; Metazoa; Arthropoda; Collembola; Entomobryomorpha; Isotomidae. The coding region runs from base 439 to 1932 and encodes 497 amino acids. The transcript has 2 exons. The record is from RefSeq and is a predicted model, not a curated record.
UCCUGCUGGGUCAUUGGCCUGCUCUGGCUUUGACAUCUGAAUUUCAGUCUGACAUUCAGUCAGAGCCAGCCAGGCCAGUCUUCCAUUCGUGUGUUUAUCGUAAAUUAAAUUUGUAGUAUAUUUCCCUUGCAUUAUUUAUCGCCAAUUCGUAAUUACUAAAUAACUCCAGGUAGGCAGUUAGAAACAUGCAUUUGUACUUUAAAUGUGGGGGGUUUCCCCAUCGUCAAAAAUUUAAUUUCGUAGUUUUGUCAAAAUAUUCCAAAAAUGUCAAUCAUCUACACUUAAUACUUUAUUGCACUACUUGAAAUUGAUUAUUUAAGAUUUUGAUUUUCUGAAAAACUGUCAAAUUGUUUUCGUUAAUGUAAACUGACUGAUUUUACUUUUAGCUAUAAAGUUGAAUGAAUUUUUAUUAUUAUUUUUUCUUCAAUUUUGUUCAGAAUGCAUCAGGAGCUGGACGUAGACAAAGGGAUGUUGGGAGCCUUCAAGGAAAGGUAUGCCGUCUAUGAAGAAGAAGAGACUAUUCCGCGGACAUUUUUGGUACGAGAAGAUGAAGACAAGGUCAAAAAUAUUGAAGACUUGGCCGGUUUGGCUCAAAAAGAAGCCCUCUGGUUAGGAACUCUGGAUAUUAAGAAACCUGAAAAUGAAUUCAGUAUGAAACCUACCCCAACUCCUCCAGACACGAGUCGUGAACCAUUUCAUGUGGCAGCCAAGAACUAUCCAAUUCCCGAACCUCCAAAGGUAGGUCGGUAUGCUUGGCACAGCGUCGUUGGAAAAAAUGAGCUUCGAUUACAUCCAGAUUACACUCGAAAAACUCCACAAGCGGAAAUUGAUCGAGAUGAAGCAGAAAAGACGAGAAACAGACUUGUGAAGGAGUUGAACGAAAAUCAAAAGUUGACAAAACUACGUGUCGUAAGUAAUCAAUCCGACGUUCAAGAUCUUGUCACAAUUGACAAAGACUGCAAAAUGGGGGAAGAGAAAAUGGAAACGUGGAGAAGACGGUAUGUUUGUUUGGACAAUAAGAAGUACAAAUUAAGGAUGCAAUUGGAGCAAAUGGCAAAGGAGGACAACGAGUAUAUCAAAAUGCCCACAAUGCAACGAGAUGAAAAUCGUUUACUGCGACAAAAAGUAUACGAUCUUGAAGUUGGUCUGGUCAGACGAAAAGACGAUUUUCGAAAACUACGUAUCCGUCCCAUGGAAGACGAAGGAGUAUGCGUCGUUGAGAUGCGCCGCCUGGCCUCCGUCAAUAACAAAUUGGAUCGAAAAAUCCAGGACUUGUCCAAGGAACGGGACAAACUUCAGGAAAUUCUCGAACCCGUUUCUGAGAAACUUGGCACUGAAUUAACUGAAUUGAUUAAAACAAACGGAUUGCUUUUCUCAGGGGCCACCAACUCUGGGAAUACUAAAGGAUAUGAUCAAAACAACAAUGUCAUUCAAUCUUGCAACAUCUAUGGAGAGGAAGAAAGCGCCAGCAGCAGUGACGAAGGUGGCGAAGGAGUUGACCCCAUGAAAUCUACCCACAUGGCAAUUGAAAGGUCUCGCAUUCGUAGAAAACAAAUUGAGGAAACUGUAAACACCUUGGAGGAAAAGUUGGGUGCGGAUUUCAAAUUUCAAAACUUGCGUGAUCUUCCUUCGUCCGUAGAUAACAAUGGAAACUGUUCAAGUGCAGCUCGUGCCUCUACUGGCUCUACUCCAAAAACAAGCAUACUAACCCCCAUCAAAGCGGCCAGAUCGCGGAAAUCCUUGGCGUUGAACAUCAUUCCCAGCAAGAAUCCUGAACAGUGCUUGUCAAGCGGGGAUAAUAAAGCCGUCCCUGUUGUCGCUGAAUCGUCAUCAUCAAUGGGCAUGGCUUACAAUUGCUAUCCAUUCUCAAACCAAGAAAAUCAUCCAAGAAAACGUGCCCCUACUACACGCUCUAGUCGUCGCAGCAUCUAAUGUAUAUUUCUGGCCACCUUCAUUACCAUUAUUAAUCUCGUGUCUUACUAUAAAUAAUGCUUGAAACUAAACUAUGCAUAUAUGUAAAUGUAAAUUCUAAACUUUUAAUAUAUACGGUCUGGUCUGAAAUUAAAGUAUAAUGGAUAUAACAAAAUCAGAA